Messenger RNA from Cygnus olor (mute swan), 6773 nucleotides. Its product is annotated as pinopsin-like. Gene Ontology annotation, biological process: G protein-coupled receptor signaling pathway; visual perception. Gene Ontology annotation, cellular component: membrane; photoreceptor outer segment. NCBI's taxonomy places the organism in Eukaryota, Metazoa, Chordata, Aves, Anseriformes, Anatidae. Gene Ontology annotation, molecular function: G protein-coupled receptor activity. The record is from RefSeq and is a predicted model, not a curated record. The coding region runs from base 28 to 1149 and encodes 373 amino acids. The transcript is spliced from 4 exons.
UCUCACCUACCUGUGGCAAAGUCCGAAAUGAACCACACUUGGACAUACAACCUGAGCUUUGAUGCUCCUACAGAUCUUGUAGAGCCAAGGGCUGGACUCUCAAGAAAUGGGCACACAAUAGUGGCUGUUUUUCUUGGACUUAUCUUGUUUUUUGGUUUCUUGAAUAACUUGAUUGUCCUCAUCCUCUUCUGCAAGUUUAAAACACUCCGUAACCCAGUCAACAUGCUCCUCCUGAACAUCAGUAUCAGUGACAUGUUAGUGUGCAUCUCAGGCACUACCCUCAGUUUUGCAUCUAACAUCCAUGGCAAAUGGAUUGGAGGGGAGCAUGGUUGUAGGUGGUAUGGAUUUGUCAAUUCCUGUUUUGGCAUUGUGUCCCUGAUCUCUCUGGCUGUCCUGUCCUAUGAACGCUAUAGCACCCUCACCCUCUGUAACAAGCGCAGUGCUGACUACCGGAAGGCACUGCUGGCGGUUGGAGGUUCAUGGAUUUAUUCCUUGGUCUGGACAGUGCCGCCUCUGAUCGGAUGGAGCAGUUACGGGAUAGAAGGUGCAGGUACCAGCUGUUCGGUGCGCUGGUCCUCUGAGUCAGCUGAGUCCACAUCCUAUAUCAUCUGUCUUUUCAUAUUCUGCCUGGUCAUCCCUGUAAUGGUCAUGAUGUACUGCUAUGGUCGCCUCCUUUAUGCUGUCAAACAGGUUGGAAAAAUCCACAAGAACACUGCCCGCAAAAGAGAAUACCACGUACUGUUCAUGGUGAUCACUACAGUUAUCUGUUAUCUCGUGUGUUGGAUUCCCUAUGGGGUUAUAGCACUACUUGCAACAUUUGGUAAGCCAGGUGUGGUGACUCCAGUUGCAAGCAUCAUACCUUCCAUCUUAGCAAAAAGCAGCACUGUUUGCAAUCCCAUUAUCUACAUACUUAUGAAUAAGCAGUUUUACAAAUGCUUUCGUCUACUUUUCCACUGUCAACAUCCUUCCUCCACUGAUGGAGAGCCCACCUGCCACUCUAAGGUAACUGUUAUCCAGCUGAAUCAGAGAACAGACGGUGGAAGGGUGUGCAAUAAUGAACCACGUCCAGAAAGAGACAACAAAAUGACUUCUCUCCUGCACCUAGAACCAAGCCUGGAGCCAGUUUCAAAAGUUUCACCGAAGUCAUAGAAAAAUCAUCUCUGAUGGAAAGUACAAGCCUUAACCAGAGUAUGUUUCACUCCACUGCCACACUAACCCAGCUAAUCUUAAAAUUACUAAAGAAAAGUGUCAUUUGUGGGAUAGGAAAAAUGUCAAGAACAAAAACUGGGACUCUGUUAUAAUUUUCUUAAUAACAAUAUAGAUGGUCACAUCACUGCAGGAAGAGUUCAAAAUAAUGACAAAAUUUUCAGCAAUUUGACUUUCCUGUAAAUUAGUUAAUGAAGCACUUAGAAGUGGUAAAGUUUUAGUUCUCAGUGAUCUGUGUAUCAAUGCUCUCCCGAAUCAACCUAAAAAGACGUGCUGGCCUACCUAGGUUAGCUCUUUGCUUUUUCUGCAUCAUUCCAUGCAGCCCAUUUCAUGGGAUUUCAGAUUAGGUUACUCAGAUAACCAAAAUUUCCAACAGUCCAUUCAAAAUUUUUGCUCAUACGGGAUAAUGAUGUUUUGAGGGACAAAACAGUGACUCCAAGGGCUAGUUUCUGAGGGGUAACAGCUAAUUUACAGCACAUUUUUGUAUUUAAGUCUAGAGUCAACAAACUAGAAGAUGAGCUAAGACAAUGAGUAGAGGCUACCAUAUACAGAGGUGUCUCUGUACUACAGAGGUUUAUCUGUCCUGGUGGAAACGCGAGCCAUCCUGAGUCUUCCAGAGCUGGUGCACAAGUCAAAUGCUGAAAACCUGCUUUGGGGAAGAGCAGUGGUCAGCGCCAGACUUUUUAACCUUUAGCACCUCUAACACUACAGCCAAAGGGAUCAAUGGUGUGGUACAACCAGUGCUCUCGUCUUAACAACCUAUGGGUGAGAUCCCAAGGCAUGCAAGCUAACGCACUUGAUCUAAAUGAACCAAAGGAAGUAGGCCCUUCUCCUUAGCUGCUACAGCCCCCAGAUUCUCUUUUGGAGUUACCUGCUCCCACUGUUGUAGAAGCAUCAGUUUAGACCAUGAGGACAUUACACCAGUAUCAAGAUGUAUCCAGUUUUACUCUGUUCACUUUCUAAUGCCAUGUCUGGCUUGUUCUUCUGAAGGUUUCAAAUUCCAGCCCUUGUUUUUUUCAGUACCACUCUUUAACUUGGUUUCUCUCUCUGCUUGGUAUUAACAACAUUGCAGUGAGUUACUGGCAUCUAUAUCCAGCAGGUAUAGGUGUGCCAACCUGUCCAUAUUUUCAUCUACCUCACAACUCAGUUUCCUCAUUUCAUUCUCUUCUCUGGUUACCUUCAAUGAUCUUAUACUCUUCAAAUUAGCUACAACUUCCCAGCACCAUAAUCUUCCAAGUAUUUUUUACGUUAUGUUUGAAAUUCUACAUUUUAGAUGUGAUUUUGAAGAUAGAAGAAGUACACGCCUGCCUGCUUGCUGACUUGAUCUGGCUUAUGUUACCAUGUUUUGCUUGUCAGUCUGCUCUGCAAAGUACUACCUCACUUCCCAUUUCUUAUCCCAUUUAUUAUCUUUACACGUCUUUGUUUUAGUGCUUCCUUGGUUCUUCCUCUGCAGCUGAAUCUCUUUGUAUCUCCUCCUACAUGCAUUAAACUUGGUUUCCAAGUGUCCUUUGUUUACUUCCUUUCCUUGUGUUGCCCACAGAGUACAUACCUAUCUACUUGUCUCUUUCAUUUGUGUAUUUUUCACAUCAAUGCCCAAUGCAAUACCAUCUACAAGUUUGUUGCAUAUCUCACCAUUCCUCCUUGAUUAUCAGCAUCAGUAUGAAUGGAAAACAAGUUGUCUGUCAACCUGUAGGGUGAAGAAUUUCCAUAUGACACACUUCAAGAAUUGUCUUUGCUCAAAGUCCUUAAGCUAGUUUUCCAUCAAUGUACAAUUACUAUAUAUAAAACAGCACAGACUGGUUUACUCGGGACUUAAGGAGGCAUUAAUGAACUGGGUGAAACAGUUAUCUCAACAACUUACAGUGUGGCCAGAAUUAAACUCACUAAGAUGUACAUGCCCGUUUCUGAGCUAGCUGGUCUUGAGCACUCUUUACAGACAAUGCUAGAGACAAGCAUUUCUAGGGCACAAUCCAUCUGAAUUAUUUUAGAUAUCUACUUUAGGAUGGGAUGAAUUGUUCCCUGAAAGUGUUGUUGUUCUCUCUCCAGUGACUAGGCAGAAACUGAAAUAAAGUCUUUCUCUUGAUAUCAAGCACCUUCCCCUCCCCACUUCUGGAUCAGAAGCUUUUGUAGUUUUGACAAAAAUAACGAAAUUGCCUUUUUAAGGAAAACCGUGUAAAGAAAUGAAAACAAAAGGUGUGAUUCAUCUAACCAAAUUUGCCUAUUGGUACAGACACCUACAUCUGAGAUAGUUAUCACAGGCUCCUUUACUGCCAGUGAAAGAAGGCGGGUACUCUUAGGAAGCAGUACAUGUCUACUCAUCCUAGAGUAGGCAUUUAAAAAUGGAUCAUAUGAAUCAUGCCCAGAAAUUCCUGUUUCUUUCUGUUGACUAUGGGAAAAGAUGUGUGGCAGCACAGAUAACUUGUAUUUCAUGGGUUAUACCUCUGCUAACAGAACAGCCUGAAAAAUUCACCUGUAGAUGGGAGCACAGGUCUGGUAGCCAUAUUUAAGAGAUGCCUACUUUUUGCUUUAAUGAGUCUGAGACUGACUAACACAAACACUGGAGGCAUCUACAGCUAGGUAGUAUGAAUCCUGCUCUCUGACUGACCUAGCUGUGGACAGAAGUCAAUUUUAUGUGCAAGGACCAAGCUAAAGGAAGAUGGCUUUUUUACAACCGUAAGGAUUAAGAUAUGGGAAUAGGAGUGGAAGCACUGAAUUACAGAGAAGUACUCCUUAGAGUGAAUGCCAAGGAAAGUUCAUGGCGAAGUCUGCCUUUUAUCAGUGGGCCUUAAAUAAGAUCAGUAAAAUCUAGAUUAAAUAGAUUCAUCUAAUUAACGUAGUAGUAGCAGUAUUACUAACAUACCCAGGUAAUUUGGCCAAGAACCUGUUAAGCUCCAUUACAGCAGUAUUAUUAACAUACCCAGGUAAUUUGCUCAAGAACCUGUUAAGCUCCAGUACAAAGAGCAGAAAUAUUGUCAAUCUGAGUGAUGACACUGCCAUGACAUCUGUAGAGGGGUCUGGAGGGAACUGUGGGGUAGUUCAGAGGAGAAGGGAUCUCCGAAACUCAUUGGGUCCAAUCCCCCUGUCAGAGCAGGGACAAAUUUGAAGUUAGAGCAGGUUGUUUACAGUCUCACCCAGUUUGAUACUGAGUCCCUCUAAGGAUGGAGAAGCUAGAAUAUUUUCAAGUUUGCUGAAGCUUGCAAAAAUAAUAUCGUAGGCAUGACCGUGGAACCAGCAAGCAGGCAGGAAAAUGACUUCUAGGUCUCUUCCAAGUCUGAUGAUUAUGCUUUAAAAUUUCGAGAUCUUAAUCAAAAUUUCAUAGAAGAGAUCUUAAUUAUCUAAUCAAAAUUUCAUAGAAAAGAAAAGGUCAUCUAUCUGGCAUGAUUUUAGCUUUGGCAGACAUGAUUGGUGCUACCAUAUAUUCAAAAUUGUAGCUGAAGAUAUUUCUCUAUUGAAUAGAAUAUUCUGCAUUCUAGUCUAUGGUAAUAUCCUUGCCGGAUUUUCCAUCUUUCAAAAAUCCUUGCCAUGUAUUGAAUAUAUAAAUAUUGUGUAUUAAUAUUUCAAAAUGCUCAGAAAGAUGUGUUACUUUUUCCCUAUUCAGCAAACAUCUAUGGUGUUAGGAAGUUUGGGAUAUGGUUUAAAUUCAGUCCAGUUGGCACAAAUAAAUUUUUGGAUUUUUAAAAUCUGUGCUGAAAACAUUUAAACCAGAAUUAAAUUAAGAUUAAACUCAUUGCAUGGAUGGCUUACACAAAUGAACAUAUAUUAUGGAUUCUAAUUGAAAGGAGAAAAUGUUUCUUAAUUUGUUCUUGAAAAUUUUAAUGACUUGAGAGGUUUUCAAUUUCCAACAUGGAUCUUUUAUACAGUACAACUAGGUUUUGUGGUUAGCACGCUAACUUAUAAAGAAUGUUCUCUAACUUAUAUGUAAAUAAAAUAAAGCUCAAUAUACCUGAAUACAACAGAUGCUGUACAAAAACAUCUAAAAUAAUGAGUGUAAUUCAAGCAUUCAGCAAUAAUUCAGUAUCACUUUAACAAAAUGUAAGAGAAACUGAAAACAUUUAAAUCUACAUAAUCUGAUUAUUACACUCGUAAUGUGUCUCAUUUCACACACACCACAAAUAUAGUUAUGGAGGAGAAUUUAGCUAGAUGCACCAAUAAGUCUAUAUUUGAUAAAGCAUAUACUUCAAGGCAUUACAAAUAAACAUAAAGCAUUUAGAAAGUAUAGUUUUCUGUAUGUUAGACUACUUCUAUAGUGUCUAUUUGUCUAGUCUUGAGUAAACAAAAUCAGCUUGUUGGAUUUCAGAUACCACAGGAAAAUUUGUUAUUCCUUGAUACUGGGCCAAAUGUGCCUCAGUUCUGCUUUGGAACAUGUAGAAAAAGUAGCUUUCACUUUUAAAAAUAGUGCGUUUCCUAAAAGGGUUUUUUUUACAUCUGUUUAUUUCAUGAACUACGAUAAAUAUUAACUGCAACAGAGCCUAAAUUUACAGAAAAACAAUAUUUAUUAAGGAAUUUAAUUGUCACCAAAUAGACCUAUGCCUAAACUUAACAAAUUGUGUAACACUUGUCAUCUCAUCUUUGAUGUAUAGACACUAGCAUUAUAUACUAGACGUAGAAAAUGACAUUUAUCAUUUAAUGUGGAAUGCAAAAAUCUGUACAUUAAUCACAAUAAUAUACACUAUAAUGAGCAUAGGAAAAGGCUGACUAGUAAUAGCAUAUACAUUUAAACGUAUUAUUCAAAUUUGGGUGAUGUGGAAGAAUAUUACAGACUUUUUAAUGCAAUUUGGAGUGCUUUGAGAGAAAAUUUUGCUCCUUUAUCUCUGUAUUUCAGGAAGUAGGAGAUGCUUAAAUUUUGUAGUGUUUUGUAUUUAAAUUAAAAUAAUUUAAAGCUUAUGUAUUGGAAGUAUUAUUUAUUUGCUUGAAAAUACUUGAACAAAAGUGAGCUGAAAAAGACUAAGCACCAUUCUGUUCCUUAACAAACUGCUGGCAAACAGCUGAGCAACUGACAGUAAUAAAGGCAACUCUUAUUAAGUUAAAUUGUUUCCUUCAGUUUAUGUGAGAAUAUUUUGUCUAAGCAUAGCUGAAGAUCAGCCGUGUUCUUCUAUUCAACAUGCUCUCUGAAGCCAUUUUAAAUUUAAGUUCUUAGUCACACAAUGAUCUGCUAACGUUCCAAUGUAGUCUUCUUGUACUAUUGUCUCAAUGCGUGCAAACAGAUUAAAAUGAUGUUAUCAACUAUUAAUGAUGCAUAACUGUUUUAAAUCUGUAACAUCAAAUCUAAAGCCCCAAACAAGCCUUUCUUUCUUCAAAUUAAUCUAGGCUUAUGUAUUAUUUUGUGUUUAGUUGUCCAUAAGUUAGGCUAAAAGCUACAUUGCAAAGAAAAGAUCACCACCUACACAGACAACAAAAAGUGUAGAAACCUACACAGAGCAUGUUCUGAUUUGGGAGGAAAAAAUAAAAUGAAAUAAAUACAGUCAGAGCUUUCAAUUAGCUUUUCAAAAAGACAAAAGCUGUUGGCAAAAAGUUAUGGUUAUACAAAUGUGAAUUUGAAGGAAAAUCACCUCAGAAGAAGUAGCUUA